AUGUCCCGGUGGUCAGAUCUUCCACGAGAAUUGCUCCAACUGAUAACCCAAAAGCAAACCAACUAUGUUGAUUACCUUAGGGUCAGAAUCGUUUGCAAAACAUGGAGAUCGGCGUUACCAAAGAAACCUCAUGAUCUUCUCUGUCAACUUCCAUGGCUAUUGCUUCCUUAUGAAAAUGACAGCCCGAGCCACCGAGGCUUCUACAACCUUGCAGACGGAAAAACAUACCGUCUGGAAUUGCCUGAAGCUUAUGAAAAACGGUGCUGCGGUUCUUCACAUGGUUGGUUGGUUGUGGUCGAGGAAAGCCCCACAAUCUUUCUCCUAAAUCCUUUAACAAAAGCCAGAAUCGAGCGUCCUUCUUUAUCCACUUUCCCUAAUUUUCCUACUCAAGUGGUGUUCCAAAAUUCACGGAACCUGCCUCCGAGUUCCAUUAUGUCGUCCAAACUACGCCUAAGAGAAAGUUUUAUCAGAAAAGUCAGAGUGUCUGCAGAUCCGUCAUUGGUUUCCAACUUCAUGGUCAUGGCCAUAUACGGUACCAAGAAUGAAAGUUUAGCUUUUUGUGCAUCAGGAGACCUAGCUUGGACUAUCAUUAAAGAAACCUCACCACCAGCAAAUUAUAAAGAUAUUAUGUUUUAUGCAGGAAAUUUCUACGUAGUUGAUAAAAUAGGAAUAGUUUCAAUCUGCAAAACAGAUAAGCCUCCAUCAUUGAUCCAUGUUGCAGAUCCACCACACGUCCCACCAGAAAUAGGAUACAAGCAAUGGUACUUGGCAAGUUUAAAUGAGCAUUUAUUAUUGGUAGGUCGAUUCAGGAAAUAUAAUGUUCCUGUUUAUGGAUACGAAACUUUUAGAUUCGUGGCUUACAAGCUAGAGACAGGGGAAUCAAAAUGGUCAGAGGUGGAGAGUUUGGAGGAUAAAAUGUUGUUUUUGGGUUGGAAUUGCUCUCAUUCUGUAUCAGCUCUGGAUUUCAAAAAAUGCAAAGGGGACUGCAUUUAUUUUACUGAUGAUAACUUUCUGGUCUGUUCUGAUUUCAAAUGGGAGGGCCACGAUUUUGGCAUUUUCGACUUCCAUGAUGGAAGUGUCCGGCGUCUAGGAUUACCCUUGUAUCGGAUUAAACAGCCGCGCAGUCCUUGCAUUUUCUUUCAUCAGGAAAGCCUGAAACGAAAUUGGUCCUUGUUCGUUUUGCCACCACCUGUUUGGCUUACAAUUAGUCCAUGA
This is a messenger RNA of Dovyalis caffra, 1215 nucleotides long. NCBI's taxonomy places the organism in Eukaryota, Viridiplantae, Streptophyta, Magnoliopsida, Malpighiales, Salicaceae. The record is from the annotation of a GenBank genome assembly.